GAUCACAGCUGCGUCAAUUGUUUGCGCCAUUUUCUGAUAGUGAGCGACUAACACUUGUCAAAAUCAGUUGACCCGUCAUUGUAAGUGAGGACACUUAACCGUGACAAUGCCAGAGAAAGGUGGAGAUACCUAUAAAACCUUCAAACAGAGGAAAAGUUUCGCGGUGCGGAAAGAAGAAGUAGUGGGCAUUAGAUCAAAGUUUCCUACAAAAGUACCGGUGAUAGUAGAGAGAUACUACAAGGAACAGCAGCUACCUAUGCUGGAUAAAACCAAAUUCCUCGUGCCACAAGAACUCUCCAUGUCACAAUUCGCUUCCAUCAUUAGGAACCGAAUGUCACUGAACUCCAAUCAAGCAUUUUACUUAAUUGUGAACAACAAAAGUAUAUCAAGCAUGUCAAUGACUCUGGCUGAAGUCUAUCGGGAUGAAAAAGAUGAAGAUGGUUUCCUUUACAUGACUUAUGCAUCACAAGAAAUGUUUGGAGGAUGCUGAUGAUAACCCAUGCAAGCUGUGUUGUGAUUGGACAGUGUUCGUCAGGUCAUAUGACCAGAUUUAGGAAGUUGCCAUGGAGACUGCUUUAGAUUUUCAACCAGUGCCAUGGUGACAGACUUAUGAAAAGAGCCAUGAAAGGAUAUAAAAAAUGCGAAACUUUUACAAAUAUUUUCAUAUUCAUUACUUAUGUGAUAAAUGAUUAUGACCAAUGCAUAGAGAUAUAUAAGUAUAUGAUUUUUCACUUUAAAUGCAUGGUUUGGAUAAAAUCAUACUAGACUUUGGUGCAUCUCAUGUAUCGGUAAGCAUUUUUCCAUGAGAAUGAGAUUCAGAUAUCUGCAUACAUGUAGGUACUGUUGAUUCUUUUGAUCAAAUUGUAGACAGAUGUGCUAUAAAUAUGAUGAACACACACUUAAACCAGCUUACUAUAGAUUUGAAUCUCACAAUAUUCAUUUUUUUAUCUAAUAUUGAAAGUAUGAAUAUGUGCACAUUGUCUCUUGAUUGCCUAGAAAUAAAUGCAAUAGGAACUCCAUAGUAUCGUAAUGAAUUACCAUAAUUCAAUUUUGCAAUAUAUCCAACCCAAUACAAUGGAAUAAUGUAAGCAACAGUCUGGUUUGAUGAACCUGUCUUUUGUUAAUUUCAUGGAUGACAUUGUCAUUUUUACUAACAACCAGUUAACAUGGUACCGGUACUGUGAUAAAUGAAUUAAUCAGUAUGGAUCAUCACUUGUAUUUUGUCAGUGAAAAUUGCAAAACUUAAACUAUUAGAGAGACUUUUACAGUAUUUUUUUUUCUUGUAAAAUGCUGGUAAAAUCAAUUUUAGUUGGAUUAGCCAAAUUGCAAUAUCAUACACAUGUACAUGUACUUGCAUCUAUGAUUUUUUUUAAAAUGACUUUAAAACACGUGCAGAUAUAUGUUGUUUAAUCAUUUUUUUCUUUCAAUUCUUUAUGAGUUUCAUAUUAGUACAUUAUAAUGGAUGUUGUGCAAUAAGUUGUGGACCAUAUAGAAAUAAUUAUACAUGUAUAAAUGUAUAUAUUCAUGAAAACAAAAUGGUAAUUAUAUUGAUCAUAAUAAUUAUUCUAUAUUUUUGAUAUUGCUCAGUAUACUAAGAAGUCAAAAUUAAGUCUCAAAUCAUUGUUAAACAUAAAAUUUUAAAACCAUAUGAACUUGCACUGUCUCUUUUAUAUUUGAAACAUCUGCCAAAUCUUAUGUACUCUCAGAGUUACUCUACUGUUUCCUUGACUUGUGAUGAUGAAGAAUUUCAGGCUCAAUUAAUUAUAGAUAUUUGAACUGGCAUUUCCCCUUUUCAAUUUAUUUUGUUGAUAUUUAUUUCCUAUUUAUGUUCUGCCUGCAAUUUUGAUCUUCAUUAUGUUGUCUUUUGUGUUGGAGAAAUUUGGCAUUUGUUUGAAACUUAGGAUAAAGAUCACACAAACACACUUCAUUGUUCAUCAGUAUUUAAAAGUAUAUAUCAAAGAAAAGAGGAUUAUAAAAAUAAUGUUUUAUAAUAUGAUGUCUGAAAAAGGGUAAGAUGUUUUGUUAAUAUGUGUUACUCAAACUAAGUGCUUAAUUUCUUUCAAAUAUUAGCAUUCCAACAAAUGUAUAAGCUCCUUAUGUUAUGGCAUUAUUAUCUUCUUUAUCUAGCAAAAUCAGAGAGUAGAAUUAUUUAUUUUUGUCAGAUGUAUUUAUAUUGAUGACAUAAGAUGAAAUGUUUUCAUUGCAUCAUAUAAUGGCAUGUGUAGUGAAGCCUAUACAACACUGUGCUUGAAUUAUGUCUGUGAUAUCUGUUAAUAUUUUGGCAUUUUCAGUUGUACAUUUGUAAUCUGCCUUUUCGCUGGUUAAAGGUAUUAGUGAUCUAAGAAUAAAAUGUGACUGUUCAAGUAAAAUUUACUGAAAUAAUAAAUAUUAAAUACUUUAUCAAA
Molecule: messenger RNA, 2405 nt
Organism: Magallana angulata
Lineage: Eukaryota; Metazoa; Mollusca; Bivalvia; Ostreida; Ostreidae
Product: microtubule-associated proteins 1A/1B light chain 3C-like
Exons: 4
Coding region: 107-490 (127 amino acids)
Biological process (GO): cellular response to nitrogen starvation; autophagy of mitochondrion; macroautophagy
Cellular component (GO): autophagosome membrane; cytosol; autophagosome
Molecular function (GO): ubiquitin protein ligase binding
Source: RefSeq, a predicted model, not a curated record